Solanum dulcamara is the source of this 914-nucleotide messenger RNA. Its product is annotated as pseudo histidine-containing phosphotransfer protein 6. Lineage: Eukaryota; Viridiplantae; Streptophyta; Magnoliopsida; Solanales; Solanaceae. Gene Ontology annotation, molecular function: protein histidine kinase binding; histidine phosphotransfer kinase activity. The transcript is spliced from 5 exons. Bases 249 to 719 code for a protein of 156 amino acids. Gene Ontology annotation, biological process: phosphorelay signal transduction system; cytokinin-activated signaling pathway; phosphorylation. Gene Ontology annotation, cellular component: cytoplasm; nucleus. The record is from RefSeq and is a predicted model, not a curated record.
UCCUCACCUGAACUGACUGCAACCAAAUUAAAGCAUUUACUGUGACUGCCAUUUUUACAACCCUGAAAUAAGAAACGACACACACACUCCUCUCGAAAGCAACUCUCUUUCCUCCCCACAUUUAGGAAAAAAGCCUGAGACUUAAUUAAUUCAAUCUUUUUUUUCUUCUCUACUACUACUACGACGACGACGAUUCCUUUGGUCUUUCUCAUUUACAAAAAGCAGCCAAAACGGGUCUACCUUUGUGGAUGCUUGGUCUCGGCGUCCAACGCUUGCGAGCUGAUAUGAAUCGCUUGCUCGCGUUACUCUUUCACCAGGGAGUAUUGGAUGAGCAAUUUUUGCAGCUUCAACAGCUUCAAGAUGAAUCCUCUCCUAAUUUCGUCUCCGAAGUUGUCAAUAUCUAUUUCCAAGAGUCCGAAAAGCUCUUGCGAAAUCUCAGAUCCUUGUUGAUGGACAGAGAGUUUUCGGACUACAAGAAAAUGGGAGUGCAUUUGAAUCAGUUUAUAGGAAGCAGUUCAAGCAUUGGUGCAAAACGCGUCAGAAACGUCUGCGUCGCCUUUCGCGUUGCUUCCGAGCAGAAUAACCGACUUGGUUGUUUGAGAGCUCUAGAGUUGCUUGAACAUGAAUACUGCUAUCUCAAGAACAAACUUCAUGAACUUUUCCAGAUAGAGCAGCAAAGGCUGCUAGCCGCUGCAGUCAGGUACCCAGUCCAGCACUAAAACAAAAACGGAGGCAAAGGAGAUAAGACCUUUUUUCUUUUUUACUUUUUCUAUUUGGUGUCAUUUCUAACUUAUGAGAUAUGGAAGGGAUCAAUGGGAACUAUAGCUAGCUAGGACAAAUCAAUGUUUUGGGAAGUUUGAAUGAUGUGUGCAAAUUGUGAUUCAGGAAUUUAAGUUUGGAGAUUCGGCUUUUAA